AUGCGCACCAUUUCCUCAGAUCGUCUGGUCACGGGUCCAUCCUGUCGUGCGCUACGCACCGCCGUCUCCGCUUUAUAUUCCGUCGAUGAUUUCGUCAAGGAGAAAAUUGGCUCUGGAUUCUUUUCAGAAGUUUAUAGGGUCACGCAUCGUACAACGGGACAGGUAAUGGUGCUCAAAAUGAAUCAACUGCGAGCCAAUCGACCAAAUAUGCUGCGAGAAGUGCAGUUGCUUAAUAAAUUAUCUCAUGAAAAUAUAUUAAGCUUUAUGGGCGUUUGUGUGCAGGAAGGUCAGCUGCAUGCGCUGACCGAGUACAUUAAUGGUGGCUCAUUGGAACAGCUAUUAGCAAAUCAAGAGGUGGUGCUUAGCGCCCCGCAAAAAGUAAGACUGGCGCUUGGCAUAGCGCGCGGCAUGACAUAUGUGCACAACGCUGGAAUUUUUCAUAGAGAUCUAACCAGCAAGAAUGUGCUCAUACGAUUUCUCGCAAAUGAACAAUACGAAGCAGUUGUUGGUGACUUUGGACUGGCAGCGAAAAUACCUGAAAAAUCUGGUAAAUCGCGCUUGGAGACUGUCGGCUCGCCCUAUUGGGUUAGUCCAGAGUGUCUCAAGGGUCAAUGGUAUGAUCAGACUAGCGAUGUAUUCUCCUUUGGCAUUAUACAGUGUGAGAUUAUAGCGCGCAUUGAAGCUGAUCCGGAUCUAAUGCCACGCACAGCUUCAUUUGGUUUGGAUUAUUUGGAGUUCGUUGAGCUGUGUCCAAUGGAUACGCCACCAGUGUUUUUAAGAUUAGCUUUUUAUUGUUGUUUGUACGAUCCCAAGAGCCGGCCCACAUUUCAUGAUGCCACCAAAAAACUUACAAUGCUGCUGGAGAAAUGCGAGCAGGAGUCAACAAGUGCCAGUCCGCUAAGCUCGCUGGAGCUGCUAAACUUCUCUGCCAACAACAGCGAUACAGAGAAUACGCCCUUCAAUACGACACCUACUGUGGGCACCAUUUGCACUGGCCCCGCUACGCUGCAAAUGCGUUUAGUCGAUAAGGACGGCUUUCGUUUUCCCAGCACUGGCAACAGCUUGAAAUCCUCAUCGGCAGCAAUUGCCAGCACCUCAAGCUGGUCUGUCGAAAGCAAUGAGAACGAUGAUAUUAUAUUAAAGUCACGCGUGCGUCGCGCCACACAGAAGCUAGAAGCGGAUAUAUUACUGCAUAGACGUUCGUUGAGUGAAAAUAUUAUACACUUUCCAUUGCACACAUCGCCCAGUGAUAAGGCGCGCUGCCAUCAAAUGCAGCGCCAGCGCUCCAGCACACACUCACCCACGCCGCCGCGUCAACUGGGCGCCAGUCCGCAAACAGCAGCUGUGUUAAUGCCUGUGGUGCAUGUGCCUGAGCCGCCGCCAUUGCCACCACCAGUGUCCGCGGUGUUAACGCUGCGCAAAGUGGGCGAAACCAUGUGCUUGAAGGAUCCGCAGUACAAGCCCUCGUUAGCCAAGGAUCACAAUGGUGUUAAGCCUAAUCCAUUUACAGCGCUGGCGCAGCUGCGAGGUGUCAAAAAGAUACUUGGAGCUAAUCCCAAGAGCUAUACCGCAGGCGUGGGCGAUUUGUUUAGCAGCUGCUUUGAAAUGUCGGCGCCGUUCUUCAAAGAACUGGUGGCCAUGCAGCAGGGCAAGUCGCUAGUCCCAGGCGCAGAGCUUGAAGCAACAACAACAACUAAAGCAACUACUACAACGACUAACGAACCAAAGAGUCUGCCCGUGUCGCCGCAGCUGGCGCGUAAAUAUAGCGCCAUAGAACUGAAGCUGCCGCAGCGCAUCAGCAAUGCCGCCAGAGCAGCAACAACAACAACAGCAGCAGCAACAGCGGAGAUUGCUACAGACGACUGCGAUGAUUGCAAUUCCGAGGGUGAAGAUCUGGAUGGUGGCGGCAAUUGCGCCGAUGCCGAGUCCAGCAGUGAUGACAGCGCUGUGCGCCCCUCAGCAACACAAACACGCAAAUAUCGCGCCAAUUCAUUGUAUACGCAUCCAUUAUUUCGCGGCGGCAGCACUGGUGUUGCACUAAAAAACAGCAACAGUGAGCUGGAAAUGUCGACGCUAUCGAAAGACGGCAGCUCAACUACAACGCUGGCAGCAGAUGUAGAUUUUCAAACAGCUGCAGAUGAUGUUGCCACAAGCAGCAGCAGCAGCACUGAGGCCGCAACGACAGCAACAGCAGCAGCAGCAACAACAACAACGACAGCUAGCGAUGCAGAUUUGGAUGAACUGAAAAGCGGCAGCGAUAUGCAGCCAGUUAAAAAAAACGUCAUGCGUCGCGACUCCAUUGAGAGUGGCUUCUAUUCCUGCUUCAAUGAGGAGUCCGAUGCUGCCAUCAACAGCAGCUACAGCAGACAGCUGUGCGGCAUUAUGUCCUUGGGUCUGAGCAGCAGCAAUAAGCCCAAUUGUUGCUACAAGCUAAAGCCAAAGUUUGGCAACAAUGAGAUCAACGAUCAUAUAACAAGUCUGUGUCGCUGCUGUUAUUAUUCACCAGCAACAGCAGCUGCUGCAACUGCAACGCAACUUCAUAAUGAUUCCUCAUCCACCUCAUCGUCUGUGCUGCUCAUAGACAACGAUGCUUCGGCGCUAGCAUGCAAUUCAUCAUCGUCAACCGCCUUGGAUUCUAUGGAUGACUUGGAUGCUGAAAUAAUUGCACCGCGUGCGCAUCAGCGACGCUACACUUGCCAUCAUGCGCUGGUUAGCGAUCCGCAGAUGACAGCGCCUGCGGGCACCAUCAAUCGUUUGGCGCUGGACUCGGAUCUGCACUCGUUUCUGCAGCGCAGCGCAUUCUCCACCAAUCAGUUGCUUUAUUGCAAGAAUCGCACUUCGUCCAUUUAUACAGAUAGCUCAGAUGACAUUAGCUCGGAUUCGCUGCUCUGGGAUGAUCGCUCGUUUCCCACAUUGCCCAGCACGCGUUCAGCGCAAAUAGCAAAAAUUGUUGAAUACUUUGAGCGCAAGCGGCAGGACUCGAUGCUGCCAUCGGCAAUGCAACGCACCGGCAAUGGCAGUGUUGCUGCUGCUGUCGCAGCCUCAGCGCUUGGCUCCAACUGGCCCUACGAAUCGCAUCGCUAUUCAGACUUUAAGCGGCAUUUAAAUGCAGAUGCGUUUUGCUUUGAUCUAGACAAAAAGCCCGCGCAGCAACGCAUUAUGGUCUGCGAGGGAGCAGUCAAAUCGAAGCUGUCUAUAUUCGACAAAAAACAGCAGCAGCAACAACAACAGCAGCAGCAGCAGCAGCAACAGCAACAACAGCAGCAGUCUUUGGGUCAACAAUUUGGUAUAUAA
Drosophila busckii is the source of this 3294-nucleotide messenger RNA. RefSeq names its product serine-rich adhesin for platelets (gene cdi). The transcript is spliced from 7 exons. The record is from RefSeq and is a predicted model, not a curated record. NCBI's taxonomy places the organism in Eukaryota, Metazoa, Arthropoda, Insecta, Diptera, Drosophilidae. Gene Ontology annotation, biological process: actin cytoskeleton organization; protein phosphorylation. Bases 1 to 3294 code for a protein of 1097 amino acids. Gene Ontology annotation, molecular function: protein serine/threonine kinase activity; ATP binding. Gene Ontology annotation, cellular component: cytoplasm; nucleus.